Messenger RNA from Terrapene triunguis (Three-toed box turtle), 1342 nucleotides. It is a transcript of the gene SSTR3, whose product is annotated as somatostatin receptor 3. Gene Ontology annotation, cellular component: neuron projection; membrane. The transcript has 2 exons. Lineage: Eukaryota; Metazoa; Chordata; Testudines; Emydidae. The coding region runs from base 116 to 1342 and encodes 408 amino acids. The record is from RefSeq and is a predicted model, not a curated record. Gene Ontology annotation, biological process: neuropeptide signaling pathway. Gene Ontology annotation, molecular function: somatostatin receptor activity; neuropeptide binding.
AAUUUUUUUUAAAGGGGAAGAAACAAUAUGACACACAUUCUCCCGGCGCGUGGAGGAACAUGUAAAUCCCAUUGACAUCUGAUCCAGUGGGAGAUCGCCCCAUCCUUCCUUUGCCAUGGACUCUCCUGCUUUCACCUCCCCCACUCCUGUGGCUUCGGAGGGGAACAUCUCCACCAGCUGGGCAAGUUCCAUCCUGGGGAACCUAUCCACAACUGCCAGCCCGGGCAUGGAUGUCAGCGGAGUCCUCAUCCCGCUGGUCUACCUCAUUGUCUGCGUGGUUGGGCUGGUUGGGAACUCCCUGGUCAUCUACGUGGUCCUGCGCCACUCGGUGAGCGAAUCGGUGACCAAUGUCUAUAUCCUCAACCUGGCGCUGGCGGAUGAGCUGUUCAUGCUGGGGCUGCCCUUCCUGGCUGCACAGAACGCACUCUCCUACUGGCCCUUCGGCUCCUUCAUGUGCCGCCUGGUGAUGGCCGUGGAUGCCAUAAACCAGUUCACCAGCAUCUUCUGCCUGACUGUGAUGAGCGUCGACCGCUACCUGGCCGUGGUGCACCCAGGGAAAUCGUCAAAGUGGCGGACGGCCCGCGUGGCCAAGGCCGUUAGCGCCACGGUGUGGGUGCUGUCGUCAGUGGUGGUGCUGCCAGUGGUGGUGUUCUCGAACGUCCCCUUGGGGAUGAGCACCUGCCACAUCCAGUGGCCUGAGCCAGCCUCCAUGUGGAGAGCUGGCUUUAUCAUCUACACGGCCGCGCUGGGCUUCUUUGGGCCACUGCUGGUGAUCUGCCUCUGCUACCUGCUCAUCGUUGUCAAGGUCCGCUCUUCCGGCCGGAGGGUGCGGGCCCUUUCGUCCAAGCGCAAGCGGUCAGAGCGCAGGGUCACUCGCAUGGUGGUGGCCGUGGUGGCCGUCUUCGUGCUCUGCUGGCUUCCCUUCUACGUGCUCAACAUCAUCAACGUGGUCUGCCCAUUGCCCGAGGAGCCGUCUCUCUUCGGGGUCUACUUCCUCGUCGUGGUGCUCCCCUACGCCAACAGCUGCGCCAACCCCAUCAUCUAUGGCUUCCUCUCCUACCGGUUCAAGCAGGGUUUCCGCAGGGCCAUCCUGAGGCCGUCCCGCCGGGUGCAGAGCCAGGAGGUGGUGGCCCGUCCCCCAGAGAAGACUGAAGAGGAGGAAGAGGAAGAGGAGGAGGAGGAAGCGGAGGACAGCGGGGUCAGCAAGAUUGCCCAGAAUGGCAAUGGCAGACAGGAGUGUCCCCUGACCAGUGGAGCAGCAGGAGGCAGUGAGCAGAAGCCGCUCCCGGAGGAGCCCGGGAGCUGUGAUAAACCCAAUGCACUGCACAUCAGUUAUUUGUAG